Messenger RNA from Caenorhabditis bovis, 561 nucleotides. NCBI's taxonomy places the organism in Eukaryota, Metazoa, Nematoda, Chromadorea, Rhabditida, Rhabditidae. The record is from the annotation of a GenBank genome assembly.
AUGUCAUUGGCUCCGCUAGUGCCCAAAACAUCGGUGACACUCACGGUUGAUGAUCUCAUUGAGCCGCUGAGAAGACGUUCGAUCCCAAAAGAAGAAAGCCCAAGGAGUGGCUUGAAACCACAAGACACCUUGGGGCUCGAUGAAAGAAGAGAGUCAUCAUGCAGCAUUAUUGAGAGGCGUAUUGAGGAGCAGAGAAAGUACAGCUCUUAUGGUAUUGAGGCGCCAAUUGCCAUCGAUAUUCCGGAGGAAGGCGCCUCCUCUUCGCGCAAGGCUUCAACAAGCCCGAUCAAAAGCGAAACAUCUCGACAUUCUUCGAUUAGCUGGACUUACUCUUUCAGAAUGAAAUUCUCCAACAUGCGGCUCAGCAAUAGUCCAGCGAGUUUGUCGGCCAGUCGCCGAUCCAACAAUAUGCCGAGAUCAUCUGAGUCAUCGCCGUCGCUUUCAUCGACGACUACGGUCGUGGCCGGCCCACCGCAACGGCAAGCCAAAAAAUUUAAUUAUGGAUUUGCCGUGCCUAGAGCGUCGCACAUCACUUGCUGCAGUAAUAAGGGUCCAUGGUAA